Molecule: messenger RNA, 465 nt
Organism: Lactuca sativa (garden lettuce)
Lineage: Eukaryota; Viridiplantae; Streptophyta; Magnoliopsida; Asterales; Asteraceae
Source: RefSeq, a predicted model, not a curated record
AUGUCUACAUCAAAUUCGAUUGAUCCAAAUGCGAUUUCUGUUUCCAGUCCAUAUUAUCUUGGAUCUUUUGACACUCUGAGUUCAAUUCUUGUUUCCAAUCUCUUUAAUAGCGUUGGAUUCAAUGCUGGGAAACGUGCUAUGACAAUUGCUCUCUCUGCAAAACACAAAUUAGGUUUUGUUGAUGGCACGAUUGUUCAACCAGAUACAUCUUCUCCUAACUACUCCAGUUGGUAUCGUACCAAUUCCAUGGUCAUCAGCUGGUUAUUGAAUUCUCUUCACAAGAACAUUGCUGAUAGCGUUCUUUUUCUCCCAACUGCAACUCAAAUCUGGAACGAACUGAAUCAGCGUUAUGAACAAUCUAAUGGAGCUCUCAUUUACCAAAUUCAACAAAAACCCUAUUCAAUUUCACAAGGAUCAGAUGAGUUUUCUACUUAUUACACUAAAUUCAUGAAAAUCUGGGAUUGA